AUGUCGCAAAUCACAGACGAAUCUUUGCGCGAAGCCAUCAAGGCUCGCCUCGAAGCCACCCACGUUGAAGUCACAGACAUGUCUGGCGGCUGUGGUCAAGCGUUCAACUCCCUUAUUGUAUCUUCUCAAUUCCAGGGUCUCAACUCUCUCAAGCGCCACCGUCUCGUCAAUGCUGCUCUCAAGGAGGAAAUCGCCAUCAUCCACGCUUGGACCGCCAAGUGCCAGACACCCGAAGAGUACGCAAAGGCCAACGAAGCCACCGAUGCGCAAGCACAGGCGUAA
Fusarium coffeatum is the source of this 282-nucleotide messenger RNA. RefSeq lists its product as uncharacterized. Gene Ontology annotation, cellular component: nucleus; cytosol. Gene Ontology annotation, biological process: intracellular iron ion homeostasis. Bases 1 to 282 code for a protein of 93 amino acids. NCBI's taxonomy places the organism in Eukaryota, Fungi, Ascomycota, Sordariomycetes, Hypocreales, Nectriaceae. The transcript has 2 exons. Gene Ontology annotation, molecular function: 2 iron, 2 sulfur cluster binding. The record is from RefSeq and is a predicted model, not a curated record.